AUGAUCUGGCUUGUUGAGUUCCAUUCCUGGCGGCUGGAAGGUCUGGUUUUGCGCAACCUGGAGUUGGGCUUGUUCUACAUAACAGCCUUCGCUGUUAUUGGAAUACUAGGGCUUGUGCUCGCCGGAUGGGGUUCCGGCAACAAGUACGGGGUGCUUGGUGGACUAAGGUCGGCGGCACAGCUAAUCAGCUACGAGAUCCCCGUGAUUAUGGUCAUAGUGGCCGUAGGAAUGCUGGCCCAAUCCCUUGACCUGCGCGUAAUAGUAGCCAGCCAGCAGCAAAUUCCCUACGGUUUGAUUCUCCCCCUGGGCAUGGUGGUUUUCUUUAUAGCCGGAUUGGCUGAGGUUGGCCGAACGCCGUUUGAUAUCUAUCACGCUGAGUCUGAGGUAGUGGGUGGUCCUUUUGUCGAAUACAGCGGUGCCCACUGGUCUGUGUUCUUCCUGGCAGAGUACAUUAAUACCUUUGCGAUCGCUGCUUUGGUGACCUUGCUUUUCUUGGGAGGCUGGAACUGGCCCUGGGACGCUGCGGCCUUGAGUUGGCUGCCAUCUUUGCCCGACGUGGCAUGGUUGGCGCCAUUGCUCAGUGUGGUCUGGUUCUUGGUAAAAGUGUACGCCGUAAUAUUGGUAGUAUUCUGGAUAAGGGGCACAUUCCCGAGGCUUCGCAUUGACCAGUUGAUGUCCUUCGCCUGGAAGGCAAUGGUGCCUCUGUCGUUCUAUACGAUAGUAAUUACGGCCUUUUACUUGUACUAUGAUUGGCCUGGCUGGACCCUGACCCUGAUGUCUGUGGCCGGGCUGGUGUUGGUGGGCUAUAUCGUUUAUCGUAGAAUGAUGGCCCCCGUACGCAGAAUUGCUGAAAUCAAGGCGCGGCAGGCGCGCAGCUUGCGGAGCGCCGGGCUACCCGCCAGGCAGGUUAACCAGAGCGCGGAGUGUGAACGAUGUUAA
Messenger RNA from Geodia barretti, 939 nucleotides. NCBI's taxonomy places the organism in Eukaryota, Metazoa, Porifera, Demospongiae, Tetractinellida, Geodiidae. The record is from the annotation of a GenBank genome assembly.